Cuscuta campestris is the source of this 1305-nucleotide messenger RNA. NCBI's taxonomy places the organism in Eukaryota, Viridiplantae, Streptophyta, Magnoliopsida, Solanales, Convolvulaceae. The record is from the annotation of a GenBank genome assembly.
CAUCAAAUUCUCUCAAUGUGUAAGCCUAAAUAUAGUCAUGUGUGAUCUUGUUUGAUUUGUCUUAACAUAUAGAUUAUUAAUAUAUAAUUUCUAUAAUUUUUUAAUAUACAAAUUACAAGAUAAAAUGGAUUAAAGAAGUGCAUUGGAUGGUGUGUAAAAAUGAAAGUGGAUAAAUACUCUGGGACAGGGGUAGUAAAACNCCGUCCCGCUGUAUUCGUCCACUUUUGAUUUUUGGAACUGUUCAUCUAAGCACUUUGACUCAUCAAAUUCUCUCAAUGUGUAAGCCUAAAUAUAGUCAUGUGUGAUCUUGUUUGAUUUGUCUUAACAUAUAGAUUAUUAAUAUAUAAUUUCUAUAAUUUUUUAAUAUACAAAUUACAAGAUAAAAUGGAUUAAAGAAGUGCAUUGGAUGGGCGGCCGGCGGGCGGGCGGGGGGAGAUCAAAUAAAUGGGAAGGUCACCUUGCUGCGAAAAAGCGCACACAAACAAGGGGGCAUGGACGAAAGACGAGGACGAGAGGCUUGUAGCUUACAUCAAAGCCCACGGGGAGGGCUGCUGGAGGUCCCUCCCUAAGGCCGCCGGACUCCUCCGCUGCGGCAAGAGCUGCCGCCUCCGCUGGAUCAACUACCUCCGCCCUGAUCUCAAGCGCGGCAACUUCACCCCGGAGGAAGAUGAACUUAUCAUCAAACUCCAUAGCAUUUUAGGCAACAAGUGGUCUCUAAUUGCUGGAAGAUUACCGGGAAGAACGGACAAUGAGAUCAAGAAUUAUUGGAACACACAUAUACGAAGGAAGCUCUUGAUCAGAGGAAUCGACCCCGCCACCCACCGGCCGAUCAGCGGCGGCCUGCAACCCACAGAUCUGUUACCCGCCGCCGAAAAUUAUAUGAAUACCGGUAAACAUUUGGCGUCCAAAGGAGAAGGAGAUGAUAAGGUGGCGGUGGUGGAGGGCGGAGAUGGGUUGUGUCCGGACUUGAAUCUUGACCUCAGAAUCAGCCCCCCUUAUUUCACCUGCCAAGAACCGCCGCCGCCGCCGUUGCAGUUUGCCGCCGGAUCGGCUGGCGGCGGUCAGCGGGUCAACCCGAUGUGCUUCGCAUGCAGUUUGGGAAUACUGAACAGCACCGACUGUAGUUGCAAAGGCUAUAACAUUGCCGCCGCCGCCGGCGAAUGACAUCAACGGCCGGUGGCUGUCAGUUCGAUUCUAGGGUAUAUUUUUGGGAUGCUCUGUAAUUUGCCUCUAAUUUUUAAACCUCCAUAGGAGAGGAGUAAUAUUUGAUUCCAAUGGUUAAUAUAUUAAAAUUAGUUUCUUUUU